Molecule: messenger RNA, 1500 nt
Organism: Arctia plantaginis
Lineage: Eukaryota; Metazoa; Arthropoda; Insecta; Lepidoptera; Erebidae
Source: the annotation of a GenBank genome assembly
AUGAAGCCUUCAUAUGUUAUUAGUUCUUAUAGCAAAUUUAAUUUAUUAGAAUCUGUAUCAGAUGUACAAGUGUUUAUGCAACAUUAUAAAAAACGAAUAAAUGCUCAGCUCCAACGUGAUCAGGCUAACUUAAGAACUGAAUUCAUAUCCUUUGCUGAGAAGAAAAUCAGCGUUCCAGAUAUGGGAUUUAUACAAGAUAACACUGAAAGAUUCAUAAAAGAUACUCCCAACGAAGAUAAUUUGGUGACGGAUUAUUACCAAAAUGAAUGUGGUCAUAUUUAUUCUAUGGUUUAUAGUGCAGACGGACAAACUAUUCUUUUGGGAUUCUCAAGUGGUCUGAUACAGAUGCGAAAUGGCGUCACAGGUGCUGUUCUUUGUACUUUAAGAAAUAUUCAAUUCCCCCCAAAGCCAGUAUAUGCGCUGCACUACAGUCCUUUUGAGGAGAAUAUUUGCUACGCAGCCUGUAUGGAUGGAGCUGUGUAUCGCAUUGAGAUACCUCACAUAGAUACACCGAUGCCAGAUCUACCAGUAACUUCUAUUCGAGCCGAUCCAAUUCUAGAAACUCUGAACACGCAGUUUUAUGGCAGUCCUGGCAUAUCCGGUUAUUCAACGCCGUUUGUGACACAACGCACGCCUGCGCUUUCUCUUGGGGUGCUAGCUGAACAACCUAAGUUGACUGUUGGUUAUGAUGAUGGAUCGAUCAAAGUUUAUGACAUGCAAACGCAAGAGGUAGAAGUAAACUACAAAGUGCUCAAGAGUCGGUUGGCAUUCAUUCCGAAAAAACUCCAGCGCAUGCAUUUUGGACAAGUCGUAGCAUUAAGAACACAUCCCCAGAAACCAUUUAUAUUCAUAAGCGGAUCUUGGGACAAGACGUUCAGAGUUUGGGACGUGAGGUGCAAAGUAGGGUGUGUUAUGACUUUUGAAGGCGUUGAUAUUUGCCACGAUAGCAUUGACUUGAUCAGAGAACAAUGUAUAACUGGAAGCUGGCAAACAACAGAAGCAUUAGCCGUGUGGGACCUAACUGCUAAGAAAAAGCUGAACGUCAUAAGAGUCCAAAACCGAAGACCUGAUGUGGACGGGGAAUACAUUUAUGCCUGUCGCUAUUGGCACUCUACUGAUUACAAUCGCAAAGGCAAGUACGCCAUCAUCGGAGGGAGUGGUACGAAGUGUGUGGAAGUAAUUAAUCUCCAUAAUAGGUACAUAAGCUGUUCUUACCCAACAAUAGGCUCCGUCCUCGCUAUCGCAAGCCACCAGGAGCGGAUUGCCUUUGGAGGAACCUAUCCCGCUUUCUGUAUCGUCUCGUUCCAUGAUCCUAAGCAUGAGAAGGCCCUAUAUGAACCAGAUGUCACACCUGACUACGAUUAUACGAAGCCGCCGCCCGUUGAUACCGCUUUAGACACGGACACUUCAACCGAAGUGCACUUCUCCGACUAUGAUUCUACAACUGGAACUAAGUCUGGCACACCUCUGACAAAUAACUCAACCGUUCAACAAAACUAG